UUUCCUGGUUUACAUCUAAUUCGAGCAGAUUAUCGAUCGCUUUCACCAGGUUUAUGGAAUCAGCUAAAUUUUAAGUGCAAAGAUGGAUGAGUUUGUGACGGGAAUUGAGUUGAAAAAGCCAGGAAACGGAGGACCAAAGGUUGACCAGGCCAAGAUCGAUGCUCUGGCCGCAGAUCUGGCAGCAGCAAUAACUGGUACAUAUAUGAAGAAAAUGGGAGGGGAAUCGCAACUUAAGAAGCCAGAGACUAAGAACUUAAGAAGCCUAUCUAUAGAGUCCUCGCUCUCGAAUCAAGAUCUCAUAAUUGGUGAAAACGUUAGGACUAAUAUUCCUAAAGAGAGUUUUAAUUCGGAAAAAAUAAGCUCCGAAAAAUCCUUGGCUUUGGAGCUGGAACCGCUAAAUGUUAAAUUUAGUGUCCUACCCAAGCAAAGUCCUAGCAAUGACACUUUGAACUGUAGGCAAACGCCAAAGGAGCCCAUUGACGAACAGCUGCUCCUCCUCCUGAAUGACCCCGAAUUGUGCUCCUUUAAGAUCUAUGUGGGCAAAUACAAGUUCCGCUGCCACCUGCAAGUCCUGCAGGCCUACUCCAAGUACUUCCAGAACUACGAGGAUGCGGGCACCCUGUGUGCCCACCUGCCCACCGACAUGGUGACCCCGACGGCCUUCCACGUCAUCUACAACUGGAUGCUGGACAUCACCAAGCGACCCAAGGGCGGCUGCUCCCUGGUGGAAAUCUACAGUGCAGCCACGUUCAUGAAGAUCGAUGAGCUGCUGGAGUUCGCCUUCGGUUGCUUCAAUGAGAGCUCUGUGUCCGGGAGCCUGGCUUUUGGCUUGUUCCUGGAGGCCCAGAGGUUCGAGAUCCGCAUGUUCCAGUUCCUGAUGCUGUCCCGCGUCGAGGAGUUCUUCCUGCCCCUGGUGGCCUCCAAGGAGUUUGUGCAACUGGACUUUUACUGGGUCCGCGAACUCCUCAGCAUUCACAGUGUGGGCGUAAACAGUGAGAUAGAGAUCUUUAUGAGUGCCGUUCGCUGGCUGAGUUAUGACUGGUCCAAUAGGAAGACGCACAUGGAGAAGCUGAUGGGCUCUGUGCGUUUCUGCCUGCUUCCUGCGCUCUUUCUGCGAUUUCUGCAGGCAGAACACAAGACUUUGGUGCUGAACAGCAUUUGCCAGAGUCCCAAAGUCAGGGAAAAAGUCAACAAGGCCUUCGUGUACACCUCCUCCGAACUCUGCGAAAUGACGCAACGCAUCUUCAGCCUGGUCAAGGAGUUCGAUCCCCCCGAGCAGCGCAAGUGGAUCUUCAACAAGCGGUGCCCCUACCAUCGCAAGCCAGGCGGCAACCAGGGGCAGUUCUUCACCUACCAGCAGUUCCUCAACUACCUCGAGUCGCUCCACGAAUCGCUGCCCGAUCAUCCUAGGUCAUCGGGGUCUUAGCCAAAUCCAAAGGCCCCCUUAAAUCCCAAAAACGCAAUGUGAAAGCCAGAAGGAAGUGUGCCGCAAUGUUUGGCCAGUCGCCAAAGACUUUUGUUUGCCAUGCGAUUAUAAUGCCUGCUUUUGGCUUCGCUUUUUUGCCAACAGAGUCAACUGAGAUUUGGCAACCAGAAAGACAACAGCCAGCUUAGCGGGUUUACUUAACAAUGGCAAACGGAUUUAAGCUGGCGGAUUAAAGUGGAGUGUCUUUGUAACUAAUUAGGUAAUAGUCGCGGGUUCGGAGUUUGCAGU
This is a messenger RNA of Drosophila takahashii, 1714 nucleotides long. RefSeq names its product actin-binding protein IPP-like. Gene Ontology annotation, molecular function: protein binding. Lineage: Eukaryota; Metazoa; Arthropoda; Insecta; Diptera; Drosophilidae. The record is from RefSeq and is a predicted model, not a curated record.